Messenger RNA from Phyllotreta striolata, 1270 nucleotides. Lineage: Eukaryota; Metazoa; Arthropoda; Insecta; Coleoptera; Chrysomelidae. The record is from the annotation of a GenBank genome assembly.
GUCAAAUUUACGUCACAUCACAAUAAUAAAUCAUGGACGAAAAUGAAUAAAUAUUUUUGUAUAAAACGAUGAGUUAAAAGGAGAUAUUAAAAUGGUUGAGCCUAUUUUCGAUUACCAAUUCCGACUGAUUUUAAUAGGCGACAGUACGGUGGGGAAAAGUUCGUUACUAAAGUACUUUACGGAUGGAAAAUUUGCGGAGGUGUCCGAUCCGACGGUUGGUGUGGACUUUUUCGCGAGAUUAAUCGAGGUAAAAGACGGUACUAGAAUCAAAUUGCAACUUUGGGACACCGCCGGCCAAGAGAGAUUUAGAUCCAUAACAAAAUCUUACUACAGAAAUUCAGUCGGUGCAUUGUUAGUUUACGAUAUCUGUAACAGGGCUAGUUUCGAUAACAUACCUUUAUGGAUGUCGGAGGCCAAGAGGCACAUCGAGCCCCACAGGCCGGUCUUUUGUUUGGUGGGCUGUAAAUUAGAUUUAAUAAAUAACGGGGGUAAGAGGGAAGUAUCCAAAGAAGAAGCGAAGACCUUCGCUGAUCAAAACUCGCUGUUUCACGUCGAAACUUCAGCUAAAAACGGGUUAAAUGUAGAAGAGGCGUUUCGAUGUGUUACCCAAGAGGUCUUUAAUAGGAUACAAUCCGGGGAAUAUAAGGUGGAGGACGGGUGGGAUGGUAUAAAGACAGGUUUUUCUAGGCCAUCGGGUUUAAAUUUCAAUUUAGUAGAAGCCGAACCUGCUAAAUUGUCUUGUUGUUAGUCGUUUUGUUUUUAAGUAGGGACUGUAUAUAAUUUAAGAAAAAAAUUGUCAAUCAAAUUUAUAACGUCCUAAUUUGCAGCAAUUUUUGAAAUGAAUUGUAUAUUACUAACUACUACACACGCGUAGUUUAGUUAUAAGUCGCAAAAAAUAUGGUCUGACGUUUUUUAAAACCAAACAAUUGUGUAAAAUAUUAGAAAUUUCCUGUUAAACAAUUUUUUUAAUAGUUCAUUAGGUAUACGAAGAGAAUAUUUAUUUGAUGAUUUGUAUUAAAAUGUAUGCUAAAAAUAAAAUAUGGGUAGAUGUGGAGGUUGCAGUUACUAAUAUUCUAUAUGAAAUAAACAGUUUAUUAAUUGUUUACCUUAAGGUGUUGACUAAAGAAGGUAAAGGAGCUCAUUUGCGGAAUGAAUUAUUAUUGUUUUCAUCUUGAUAAAGACAAAGAAUAAAGAGUUCAAUUUGAAUUAAAAAAGGUGCUUUUAUUCUAUUUCCUUAGCUAUUUUUAUUCGACCUUGUAUUCACGUAUUU